This is a messenger RNA of Acanthosepion pharaonis, 942 nucleotides long. Lineage: Eukaryota; Metazoa; Mollusca; Cephalopoda; Sepiida; Sepiidae. The record is from the annotation of a GenBank genome assembly.
AUGGAAAUGGUUCCUACUUUUCCUGAUUAUGAAGAUGAGGAGAUGGUUAAUAUAUCAGGAGAAAUGAAUGUUCUGAAAACCAAAGAUUCUGGCAGUGACAAGGAAGAAUCUCAAGUGGUGUCUUCAGAGGAGAAAGUAAAGUGUAAAUCCCUGGAAAAGUCUGAGGAACAGUCUACUGUUAAAAGGAAAGAUGACAAAAGUAAAAAAAAAGAUUUGAAGAAACAACAAAAAUGUUCUAAAGAAAAGAGUAAAAAGAAAUGUAGCUCUUCAGACCAAAAAAAAGUUCGCUGCAAAAGACACUGUAUGCAGGAUCGAGAAAUCUUUGACACGGGUACCUGGGUACAGUGUACUAACAGUGAGUGUCUGAAAUGGCGAUUCCUUCAUGAUGUUCAAGAUCCCAUCACAGUUCCAAUGUUAUGGACAUGUGAUAUGAACUCAGAUACCAACCAGAAUGACUGCUCUUACCCUGAGGCUUUACCUUCUAACAAGGAUAAUGAAGAAUUCAUCUACACAAAGUACACUGAAGGCACAGUUGUGUGGGCCAGAGUGGAUGGAUACCCUUGGUGGCCUGCUAUGGUUGAAAUGGAUCCAGACAGUUUAUCUUACUUUGAUAUUGAAACAGAAAACAGCAUGUAUCCUAAAUUUUAUCAUGUUGUGUUUUUUGGCAAGAAGGUAUCACGUGCAUGGGUGACCGUUUCCAACGUUGCUCCAUUUACUGAAAGUAAACCUCCACCAAUGGGCAAAGGAAUGCUUCGAAUGAGAACCCAGGAACUCAAUGCAGCCGAGAAACUUGCUGUAAAAGCUUUGGAAUUGCCAAUUAAAACCAGGCUUAAGAUGUUCAGCUUCAGUAGCAGAUACAAAGGAUCCUGGGGUGACUGCAGUUGCCAUGCUUGUUUGCAAGCAGUGUCCACAGCUGACCAAGACAGUGAAGAAGGCGUUUGA